Molecule: messenger RNA, 5325 nt
Organism: Ruditapes philippinarum (Manila clam)
Lineage: Eukaryota; Metazoa; Mollusca; Bivalvia; Venerida; Veneridae
Exons: 15
Coding region: 264-1580 (438 amino acids)
Biological process (GO): signal transduction
Molecular function (GO): SH3 domain binding
Source: RefSeq, a predicted model, not a curated record
UAAAAUAAGUUUAAUUUAUGAUGAACUAUUUUAAGAACUUCUUGUACAUGGAUUUGGAGUGAAAUGGGGGUUUUACCAUUUCUUAUUACGUUUUAUUUCCCAAUGGACUCUGUACAGGUCUUUUAAUUACAUGAUUAAAGUGAACAUUUUUAAUGGCUAGAAAAAAUGAAAAAAUAGUGUAAAUUAGUGAAAGAAAUGGUUCGCUUUGUGAAAUAAAACUUCCACAUACGUUUUGGAUAUUUAAAAGACGGACUUGAAAAAUAAUGGGUAUUUGCGAAGAGCCCAUAACAAUAGGUGCAGAGGACCUUUUAAAAUUUGAUAAUCUGGCACAUUGUGGGGAUAUAUAUGUUCAUUGUAAACGUAGGAUAGGUAAGAAGUGGAAACAGAGAUAUGUGAUCAUAUCCAAAGGCUGCUUUUAUGUUUAUCUUAGUAGAAAGGCUACAAAACAAGACCAAUCUUACUCAUUGAAACAAUUUGAAAGUGCAACAGAGUGUGUUCUAGAGAACGGUGAAAAAGGUUUUCGUCUAAAUUACACUACAAUGCAAAACCCAAUAUUGUUUUUGUGUGAUACCACCGAGCACAUGACAAAGUGGAUUCAACGAUUCCAAGAAGAAAUUUCUGAAGUGAAACGAUGGCAUUCCUGUUCAGCAGACAGUGGCUUUGGAAGCGCCGAGGCGACUGUUAUCAGAAGUGGACAAAAGACACCUGACUAUGCGUAUGCAAAGUACGACGAGGUCAAUGAAAGCUUUUUAACAAUGGCCACAUGUGUGCCUGUUCAGCCAAGUGAAGAUGACGAUGGAUAUGAGAAUUCGAUUGGCGUUCUAGUGUCAGAUGAUCCGUUGCGCGUGAAUAAAUCACCAGAUGGAGACAGAUCUACUGGACCUGCAGGAACAUCUGAAAAAGAUACACAUUCUCCGCCGAGUGAUAACCUCAUAAACGAGUUAAAGAAUCAUCUUGAAGGAGGACAAAUUAAGCAACGUUUAAAACCGAAAGCAUUGGUUAAACCAACAGUGAAUAGAUCGCCUGCAACUUCGCAUGCUUCAAUGUCACCAUUUAGUCGACAAGGAACGAACGCUUCUGAACUGUCAAUUAAUCACAUGCCGUCUGUUGAUCAAUCAUUUGUCUCAGUUCGAAGCGGAGCGAAUGAUUCUGUACCUUCAUGUGAUUUUGAAGAACAUCUGGACGAAAAUAAUAAUAGUGGCAAUACAUCGCCUAAAGUUCGUUAUGAAAAUCCAGAAACGUUACAAAGCAUGCCGAAGAAAACAUUUGCAAGAGAGGACUAUUUUUGUGCGGACAUAGUAAGAGGAAAAUGGUUAUUAAAAGAACAGGAAGUUGGUCACUUUGGUGUUUUCCCAGUUGGUGACAACCCCCAUGAAUAUGAACUGUAUAUUCAAACCCUUAAGGGCCUAAAAUGUUUCCGGAUAUAUUCUCAGAAUGGUCGGGUUUCCUUGGACAAGCUUCACGAGGCUUACACAUUUUCUUCCCUUGACAAACUCCUCUCGUUCUACAGUAUGCAUGAUUUACCUUCUAGAGAAUAUCAAGUGAAACUUCAGUAUGGAUGUUACAGUAGACGACCCUAGUGUUUCGAUUAUACGUUUUUAAAUGGCAUAAAUAAUCUUACGGACAAUGAAUAACUUGCCUAUUCAACGCAGAGGAAUCAAAUUUGUGUGUAUAUAUAUAUAAACACUGUAUCACUAAUACACAUAUGAACACAAUAUGUGAAGUUCUAUUGAACGUACUUUUUUGCAUUUACAAUUUGUUUUGCAUGAUGCCAACUGGAACAAUCAUUCGGAGAAAAAGUAAAAUGUGUGCAUUAUUCCACAUGAGCUGUAUAUUUAAUACAAGUCAAUUUUAUAUACAUUAUUAAUCAAUAUCCUUCUCAUGAACGAAAUGAUAGUUCAAUUAUUACAGAAAACGUUAUCAUGUUAUAGAAUCUUAUGUUUUUAUUUGGUACUCAAAUUAUUUUUUAUUUAUUCUUAGUUGCCUGUCUGCAACACCUUUAUUUCUUGACGUCGCAGAUUAUCGUUUUGCCUAUUAUUUUCUCUUUAUAGCAAACAUAUUUAUUUUAUCUUUAUAUAAUGGCAAAAUGUGCUACAUUUAAAGUUCCAUGAUAACCGCUGUAUGAACUUAUCUGCUGAUGUUUCUCAAUUCAAAAUUUUACCAUUGUUCAAUUUUGCUUAAACCGGUGUUAGUGGCAUGGGCUGUAACUUGCACUUUCCAGUACCGUUCAUGAACAGGCUAAAUCAAACGAAGGCUAACACACAUUUAACUCUGCCGUUUUUUAUUUGUAUUAAUAGAAGGUUGCGGACACUGAAGUAUCCAUGACUAAAAAGCUUUAUUAUGUCAUAUGCAUAAGUUUGAAUUUGUGAAGUGUAAAAUUGUUUUGAUUUUAAUAUUUUAUACGCUAAAGAUAGUUGUAUGUUAUUUAUAUAUAUUUUUUAGAUGUAUUGUAAAGAUAUAUUAUAUUAUGUAAAUAGUAUAUGAACUUUUUAUUGGCCACGCCGGUGAACGACGUCGUCUCUUAUGGAAUGCUUUUUAUUUUGGCCUAUGGAAGGAGCUGUAAUUAUAAGAAGUUAAUGUCAUGUUGUGUUAAUUAGAUUUUAUUGAUUCGUUAAAGCAAGUUAACAAAUAUGUUGCUAUAUUUGUAUUUAAUAACUAUAUGUAAAAAGCAUGUGCAUUGUGAUAUUAUUUUCACGAAAUUGCAGGCUCAGUUUAACAGCUUGUCCCUUAGCUUUAUUGGCAAUACUAAAACCCGGAUUUCGAAUAAUGGUGUGGUCUACAUUGAUGCCGUAUUCUUUUUCAUUCAUUAAAAUUGUUUUCAAAAUGUUCAUCCAAGAAGAAAGUUCACGUGCAAAUGAGUAUUAGGAUUGGUAAUGGAACUGUUGUAAACGAUUAUCCUAUUGAUUUUAUCCAUAGUACGUUUAUCUAUUGCACAGAAUGAUUGUUUUUACAAAGUGUACCAGUAUCCGGAUGUUGAAAGCUAUCCGAGUUUCUGCAAUUACUGCUGUCACAUAACUAUCUAAUUUUUUUAUGAAUACUUUACCAGAGUCUGUAACAUUUCAUAAUUUUGCUGUUUAUGGUGUUCUUUUGGGUUUCAUGUUUUCUCCUUUUUAAGGGGAAGUUAUUCAUGUUUACUAAAUUAUUUGUUCUUUUCUGUCUAUCUUAGGUAUUACUUACUAUUUUUGUUGUAUAAAAUUUACCAGUUGUAAAGUCAUCAAAGGCAUAGAGGCCCUGAGGGGUGAAUAUUAAUAGAUUUUUACUGGCUUUAUAUACAGUAUAGACUGGAUUUUUCUAGUUUGUUCAGUAAGUACAUACCUACAGGUAUUCUGCUACAGGAAUCUUCUAAUCACUAUGUGAAACUAAUUAUUAUUUUCUAUGUGUUUGUAUAUAAAUUGUCUAUCAAAUAACCUUUGGUAAAAAUGAAAGUUGGAAAAUUAAAGCUAUACAUAUAGGUGCUCAUUUCCAUAUAUUGAAACAGAGAAAGAAUAACAUCCUGAAAUUAUCAAUUUUAAACACUUGAUAUACAAUGUAUAUGCAGUUAGUUAUAAAGUAAAGUCUAAUGGAACAGUAUUUGUUACUGUAAGAGAUAUGCAUUUAAUGUUUAGACACUCACACAACUCAAUCUUUAUUAUAUGAUAUAGACUAUUUGAGAUUUUUUUACUUUUAUACUAUACAUGUACAUUAAAGUUUUCUUUCUACAAGAUUAUAAAUGUUCCAUCCAAGUACCAAUGCUAAUAGGAUGUUAUAUUCAUUUUUAAUGGAAACUGUGAAUUAUUAAUUUUAUGUGCAUAUAUGUAUAUCUAAGUAUAUGGAUAUAGUGUGACUUACAAUAUUUCUGUAUUUAAAGACUUACAGUUAUGAUGGAUGAGAUCUGGGCUGCGUUUCAUAGAGAGUCCUAAGUAAAUCCUAAUUCCUAGGACUUAUGACCAACUUUAGGAGAAAAAGUUUUUGCACUUAAGACCGUUUCACGUAACUGUCCUAUCUUUUGUCUUAAACUUAAGACUUAUGACCAAUUCGCUCUCCUGAAAAAAAAUACAAAAUAUAAUGGCACGCGCAUAAUCCCGGAUUGGAUUUACUAUGUAAUUUGUUAUAGCAAGUAUAAAAAGUAAUGUAUUGCCUUCUUAUCAUAUUGAGUGAAAAUAUAUACCAUAUUUCACGAAAAACGAUAAAAUAACCAUUUUAUUUAAUUUUAUAUUAAAAAAAAAAUAGUUACCAACCCCUUUGCUUGCUACGCAACUGCAAUUGUACAGCGCGCAGUAAUAUUAUUAUUUAUAGACUCGUCUUGUUUUGCACGCGAUAUUUGGCGCUACAUUGUGACGUCAUGUAAACAACCCUUUAAACGUCUGUACAGCGUUAAUGACUGAAUUAAAGAUAUUGGUGUUCGGAUUUAUUUUCUUAGUUAGACCAUUAUCUAUCAUUCUAGAUAGUUUUCAAAACAAAAUUCAACAAAAAAUUGUUUGAUUUUGGAGUGGUUUUGACUUAGGACAAUCUUAGGAUACCUUUUAAACACUCCUAGACUUAGGACUGUUUUUGGUCAUAAAUUUAGGAGUCCUAAGUUAGGACCUUUUUUAAGACUUUCUUUGAAACGCAAAAUUGUCACAAUUUUUUACUUAAGACAAACUUAAGACUUAGGACUCUCCAUGAAACGCAGCCCAGCAUUUGAAUUUAUAUUGAAUGAUUAUACAGGUUUUGAUUGGUCUACAGGUUAUAUGUGUAUAUACCAAGUGUUGUCUGGCUAUAAAUAGUAUCUAUAAUAAAGUUUAUACAUUAAUGAUAGUUUUCUUUCUACAAGAUUUUGAAUUCCAUCCAUUAUUACCAACGUAAAUGUUGAUGUAAGGAUUUCAUAUUUAUUCAAUAGAAACUGGGAAUUGUUAAUGUUAUGUGCAUACAUGUAUAUCUUAGUAUAUGGAUAUGAUAAGACUUUUAAUAUUUCUGUAUUUAAAGAGUUACAGUUAUGACAUUAUUAUUAAAUUGAUGGAGGACUUUCAUUUAAAGUUUUAAAUGAUAAUACAUGUAUUGAUAAGUAUACAGGUUAAAGGUUUAUACCAUUGUUAGCUGGCUAAUAAUAAUAUCUAUUAUACAGUUAAAGGAAUCUUAGCCUGGAUGUUGUGGUUUAUCUUCUGCACUUGUGAGAUUUGGCAGGCUACAUAAUGACCUAUCCAGAAUUGAGGUUAAUUAGUGUCCAUAACUAGUGAUGGCAGGGUCCAUGGUGCAAUUCCACCGGACAGUUGCAUGGCAAUAUAGACAUAUAUUCCACACUCUCUGUGUAAGUAGGUCAUUACUGGUCCUUUAAGGGAAGAAAAUGUCCUUAAAUUUGGAUCUAGC